AUGAGGAUGUGAUUUUUUUUAAUAUUCGGCAUAAAAUGAUUAAAGUUUAGUGGAAAUUUCAAUUAAAUCCCACGCAUUAAUCGUUUAUUAACUCUCUUAUCUCUCAGUUUUAUCUGAAAUUGCUUAAAAACUCGGCAAAAAAAUCAAGAAUUACAUCAACUAAGGCGUGGAUUAUCUCAGUGGAUUAUAUAAAAAAUGCAGUUCAACCGUGCUUUCAACUACUUUUUCGUUCUUUUGUGGAUGGGAUACAUCAUCGCAACCGGAGUUCAUCUCUUCUCAAAGGGCUUUUUAUUAACACGAGUAUCGCACACUGACUUUUUAGAAUGUACUCGUUACGAGGACUUACUUUGCAAGGGCAAUAAUGACACAAAUAAGGAAGAAUGUGACGCCACAGAUCCUUCCAAAGAUAUUUUAAACGAUUUAAACAAAGCUUCAAGUAUUUGCUUACCGAAAAAGAGUAAAGUGAUUCUCAUGAUUGUGGAUGCGCUGCGUUACGACUUCGGCAUUUACGAUUCAGAUCCUUUGAAGGAACCGCUGGCUUAUCAAAAUAAGCUUCCAAUUAUGCACGAAUUGCUGGUGAAAAAGGAAGAUCGUACGAGACUCUUGAAAUUCAUCGCGGAUCCUCCGACAACUACAAUGCAACGUCUCAAGGGCAUGACUACCGGUAGUUUGCCCACAUUCAUCGAUAUCGGCUCGAAUUUCGCAUCUCCUGAAAUAAAUGAAGAUAAUGUCAUCGACCAAAUUGUAAGAAAUAAUCUUUCGGCAGUUUUCAUGGGAGAUGGUACUUGGACCGAACUUUUUCCGAAACGCUUCAAACGUCAAUACGAUUAUCCGAGUUUCAAUAUCUACGAUUUGGAUACGAUCGAUACAAAAAUCAAAGAAUUCCUUCCAAAAGAGUUGGAAAAGGACGAUUGGGACAUUUUAAUCGCCCAUUUUUUGGGUGUCGAUCAUUGCGGGCACAAAUAUGGCCCCUUGCACCCCGAAAUGAGUCGAAAACUGUCAGAAAUGGACGAAGUAAUCCGAGAUACAAUCGCCCGAAUGGAUAAUGACACCGUUUUAAUAGUUGCCGGCGAUCACGGGAUGACCCAAUCAGGUGAUCAUGGCGGCGAAACUGUCGAAGAAGUCUCCGCGCUCUUUUUCAUGCACUCAAAAUCGAAUCUUUUUGUACCAAAUUACCUGGAAUUCGAUCAAGUACUGCAUCAAAUCGAUCUUGUACCGCUAAUGAGCACAAUUUUGGGCGUUCCCGUGCCAUAUUCGAACUUAGGAGUCGUAAAUUUCAAUUUAAUCCCGGAUAUUCCGCUAGAGGGCGUGCCGCGACAUCAAUGGCUUCUCUUUCAUUUGUGGCAAAACGCAAAACAGAUUCACGAGUAUUUUUUGAAGUACGCAUCGACAACUGGAGUCUUCGAUUCCGAGGAUAUCGAAGCAUUGAAACAUAAAUUUUUGACAUUUUCCUAUCGGGUCAACUCGAUAAAGACUGAAACAGCAUUCAUCAACUUCGCUAAGGACCUGAAACGAUAUUUGAACGAAAUUGGACAAAUUUGUCGCGAUUUAUGGGUGAAAUUUGAUCCGAACUUGAUUUCGCAAGGUUUAGUUAUUACCUUUACAGCGACUUUUUUGAUUUUUGUCAUCAUGAAUCAUCUAAGUUUGUUCCAUUUUGAGGCAGUUUUCACCACAGAUCUGGUUAUUUUUAUCUACAUCUCGAACGCGAUCGUUGGCGCCCUUGGAUAUCUCUUCAGAAGGAGCUUUGCACUUGUCACGGAGGAACAUGCUGUCAUUUUUGCCACAAAUAUCUUCAGUUUAGGCAUUUUAGCGUACAUUGUGCUUCAGAAUUGGCCAAAUAUCGCACAAAAUAUGGAUAAAACCAACAAAUUUGGGAGGAUGCCGUGUCGUGUCAUCUUCCUUUUCUCCUCGAGCGUCUUCUUUAGCAACAGUUUUCUCGUGGAAGAGCAAAAAGUGCUUGGAUAUUUGGUCAUCAGUAUGUUCCUGUACACACUUUAUGCCCUAAAAAGCAGUCUCAAGAUCAAAUUUUCACCAAAAUUGAAACUUUGGAACCUUUUAACCGGAAAAUCUUACCUCGGAUUGAGUUGUUUGGUAACUUUAGCGUCCAUCGGCAUCAUUCGUUACAGUCAAUUCUUCUUCAAAUGUCGCGAGGAGCAGGGAAAUUGCGUGGAUUACAUGUUAUUAGUACGCCCGGAUAUCGUUGAGAAGCAAACAAAGACCGAAAAAUUCGAUUUACUCCCAAUUAUUGCGCUUGCCAUCAUGACAGCAGCUUCCCGGUUGUAUCUCAAGAGUUGCGGAAAUCUCACCGGAUUUUCAUUGAACACGUCGAUCGUGAGAUAUGGAACAACAGUUGCUGCCGUAUGCACGGGAGGUCAUUUUACGUUGGCAAAGUCGUCAAUUGCGCAUAAUGUGCCUCAAUUGCAUAUCGAUGCGCUUGCAUGGGUCGUUUAUGCGACACUUUUGCUUGAAAUUCUAGUUUUGAUGAGUAAACCUUUGUUACUUUUCAUCAUUCCGCGCAAAACGGAGGAGAUUGAAGUGACAUCCAACAAAGAAAUGAUCGUGCCAGAACUUUUUCAACGAAUGAAACAAAAAUAUCGGACAGGAACGGGGCUGGAAAAACCAGAAAGUGCUUCGGUUCCCAUUGUGUGUGGCUUGGCGACAGUUUAUUCCGCUGUUUUUGUGGCAAUUGGAGCAAUUUUGGCGAUUUGUUUGGCUUUGCUGCUCGGACCAAAGGCGGCAAUUGGAUUUUUCUUGGUGAUUUUGGCAGCUUUUGGUGCGUUGAUGUUGUCAGCUGUGCUGAGAUAUGAAUCUGCAACUACUUUGGUUGCUUGCAUUCAACCAACCUUCCCAACCCUCCUACUCUGGUUCCUGCUUGGUCAUUACGGAUUUUACGCAUCAAGUCAUCAACCAACUUUAUCCCAAAUCGAUUGGAGCUCCGCUUUUAUCGGUCGUUCUGCGGAUUACGAUCAUUCAGUAACCCUAUCUGGAUUUCUCGUCAUCUUAAAUACGUUUGCUUCGACAGUUUGGUUCAACGUUCUUUAUCCGCUGAUCAUCAUAGCGCCCUUUUUAUGGUACGGCAUUGUUGGAAAUCGACCAGGAGCAUCAAAGGAUGGCGCUGAAUAUCGCACCGUGACUGUCAAUAAAGCGGAAGAUAUGCUCCAGAUCAAAGAAAUUGACUUUGAUAUCUCGCGCGGCGAAGUAAAUUUGUACGAAAAUGAGAAACGUUUGAUGGCGUCAGCGUUUAAAACUGCUUCUUUACUCUUUGUGAUGCAAGGAAUUCGGAUUUUCUGUUCGAUGCUUGCCUGUACAAUUCACUGCCGACAUCUCAUGGUGUGGAAAAUAUUCGCGCCAAGAUUCAUUUAUGAAGGAAUCACGACGUACGUGUCUUUUAUCGCCCUGUUGUUGGGCUUCCUCAUCUUAAUUAGAGUUCAAAAAGCCGUAAAUCGAUUUAUUGACAACAUUAACAAAGACCGUUAA
Culicoides brevitarsis is the source of this 3477-nucleotide messenger RNA. RefSeq names its product GPI ethanolamine phosphate transferase 3 (gene PIG-O). Gene Ontology annotation, cellular component: endoplasmic reticulum membrane. The record is from RefSeq and is a predicted model, not a curated record. Bases 196 to 3477 code for a protein of 1093 amino acids. Gene Ontology annotation, biological process: GPI anchor biosynthetic process. The transcript is spliced from 4 exons. Gene Ontology annotation, molecular function: mannose-ethanolamine phosphotransferase activity. NCBI's taxonomy places the organism in Eukaryota, Metazoa, Arthropoda, Insecta, Diptera, Ceratopogonidae.